Molecule: messenger RNA, 2393 nt
Organism: Labrus mixtus (cuckoo wrasse)
Lineage: Eukaryota; Metazoa; Chordata; Actinopteri; Labriformes; Labridae
Gene: neff2
Product: neuronal intermediate filament family member 2
Exons: 3
Coding region: 141-1337 (398 amino acids)
Biological process (GO): neurofilament bundle assembly
Cellular component (GO): cytoplasm; axon; intermediate filament
Molecular function (GO): structural constituent of postsynaptic intermediate filament cytoskeleton
Source: RefSeq, a predicted model, not a curated record
CCGAGCUGGUGCAGUGCAAAAACGCUCGCUCAUCCUCACCGAUGGUGUGCAGAACAAGGGGGACAUAAAGAAAUCUUCUGAAACUAAAAAAAACAUUUUUUUCUAAGCAUAAGAGAAAUCCACCACAAAAAAAAAUCAUCAUGAGCUACGAUUCCUUCUACUCCUACCGCCGCCCCUGGGACGGCUACAGAGGAGGCUCCCAAUCCACCACCAAGUCCUCCAUGUCGUCCUCCCUCUUCUCGUCUCCUCGGGCUCCUCCGGCCGCGAAGAGGAUCCUCAGGCUGGCGUCCUCUUCUCUGCCGGACGGGUCGGAGAGGAUGGACCUGACUCAGGCCAGCUCCCUGAACACCGAGCUGCUGGGGCUGCGCUCCCAGGAGAGGGAGCAGCUGGUCGACCUGAACGACCGCUUCGCCACCUACAUCGAGAAGGUGAGGCGCCUGGAGCUGCAGAACCGAGCGCUGCAGGCCGAGCUGGAGGCGCUGAGGAGGCGGCAGAACGACCCGUCUCGUCUGCGGACGCUCUACGAGGGGCAGGCGAGGAGCUUGAGGGCCAUGAUAGACUCGGAGAACGGGGACAAGAUGCGCAUGGAGGCGGAGAGAGACUACCUGCGUGACGUGUACGAGCAGAUGAAGGAGCGGUGCGAGGAGGAGGCGAGGAGGAGGAUGGACGCAGAGGAGGCCCUGCAGAGGGCGAGGGAUGACUCCGACAGGGCCGUGCUCGCCAACUGCGACGUCGAGGCCUCGGUGGUGUCCCUGUGCGACGAGCUGGCGUUCCUGAAGAAGGUGUUCGCCGAGGAGCAGGCGGAGCUGCAGGCCCAGCUGCAGGUGGCGAGCAUCAGCGUGGACGUGGAGGUGUCCCGGCCCGACCUCUCCACCGCCCUGCGGGACAUCCGGGCGCAGUACGAGCGGCUCGCCAGCAAGAACAUGCAGGCCGCCGAGGACUGGUACAAGGGCAAGUUCGCCAGCGUGGCGGAGAUGGCGAGCAAGAACAACGAGGCGGUGCACGCCAUCCGAGAGGAGACGAUGGAGUACCGGAGGCUGCUCCAGUCUCGCUCCUCGGAGAUCGAGGCUCUCCGGGGCGUCAUCGACUCCAUGAACAAACAGCUGGAGGACCUGGAGGAGACGCAGGCGAAGGAGGUGACCAAGUACCAGAUAAGGAUCAGUGAGCUGGAGCGAGACAUCACCGACGCCAAGCACGAGAUGGCGCGCUACCUGAGAGAGUACCAAGACCUCCUGAACGUGAAGAUGGCUCUGGACAUUGAAAUAGCUGCGUACAGGAAACUCCUGGAGGGGGAGGAGAUCCGACUGGCGUACCCUUCCCUUCCAGCCCUAAACUAAACAAUGCCUCCAGCCUGGCAUUAACCUGAAUUCUUCACCCCCCCCAACCUGAACAUCCUCAUCUACUCCCUUCUUUCACCUCCUCCCUGCCCCUAAAAAUAUCUCCUUCUUCUUCUUCUUUACUCCCAACAUCCAACAUCCAAAGCUCAUCCUUCUCAAGACAGAUGCGCCCUUGUGCUGAACAAGAGGUCCACCAGAAGUCCCCCUUCUUCUACACACGUUGUGACACCUCAUCAUGAAGACGGAGUGGCUGCACUGCAUUACUCACAAAAAAAGCUACGCCGGACUGCACCAUUGUUUUGGUUUUGGUUCUUCAGGGGGCGGCACAGGUUAAGGUCCAAGAAGCAGAGUUAGUGUUUGAGCCGUCCGAACCCCCCUCGCCGUGCAAACAUCUGACCAAGUGUUUGUGAAGGGGGGGGACAACACAAAGAAUCCGUUUAUCUCUCGCUGCUUGGACUUUAUCUGUGUUCAAACUGAUGCAACAAACCUGCAAACCAAUCAAUUCUGCAUUGUCCCGCCCCCCCCUCCCGCCCCCCUCCUGGUUCUGCAGUCGUAGUCAGUGAACCAGUAACCUUAAACGUUUUCUUUUAAACUAAAUUCAAUUAGAGAAUCAUUUUUUUGUCCUCUUUUUGUUAUUCUUCCGCUGCAUUUACAUCCACACAAACACCACGGUGAGUUUGUGUCUUUGACCGAUUGGCAGUUUGUUUAAACAUCUAAAAAAAUAAAAAAAUGAAGUGUAAGUAGAUUUUCUUGCAGCAUGUAAAUGUAGUGGAAGAUGAAUAGUUACUGGGUUCUCCUUAUAGUCAUGCAGUGUGUUUCACAGGCCUUUCUGUUUUUUGUUUUUUUUCUGUUCCGUGAUUUCAUUCCAAGCUAAACGACGAAACUGAAAGAAAACGUGCAGGAGCUCCUUGUUGUCUGUCCGCUGACGUUAGAGGUCAACGUUCACUUUUAAAAUCUGAGAAACUAAUAAAUUAAAAAGUCUGCACCAUCACACUUGGUGUACCUGUAACAGCAAAACAACAAGCUGAAUAAAACUUAAAACUGACCUGCAAAUCA